GCUGUCACCGUCACCGUGGACCACAGAAAAGCUCUGACAAUCACAACGGCGGGGAAACUCGACAACCUUCAAGUAUGCGCUUUCAAAAGUGUAAAGGUUUCUAGGUUGAUUUGGAAAGCCGCGCUUAUCCGGAGCAAUUAACAAGCCAGGUAGCUGAGGGGCAAAAAGCGAAGCGUCGACGUUGUGGGAAAAAAUAAACAUCCCAGAGAGGAUAACGAGUAAAAAAACAACAAAAAAAAACCCCUCUAUCCGUCAUGCUACACGUGAUAUGUUGUAUAGAUCGCAUGAUAGUCAAACAAUGAAUGCACUAAUCCAACCUUUACACUUUUUAAAGCGGACCCAAGAUCAGAACUCUUGAACCCAAGAGUCGAGACUCUGCAAGCAUUUGUUGUGAAACAUCACAGCCCGCCCGUUUCCUGUCAGCGUUAUACACACUGGUGUCACGAAAUAUGUCUGAUCCGAUACCGAUCCAGACUAGUAUCCGAUCAGUACAGUACGUUCAUGCUGACUGGCUUUAAACACAAGCAACACGAGUCACCUGUAAUAGCGCCUUAAUUAUCAUUCCCCUCAUCACCCACAGAUGUAAUGUUAGGAACAAAACAUCUCAGAGAAGCAAUAAAAUAAAUUACGCAGUAAGUAUUCUCGAGUCUAAAAGAAUGUCUGGGAUAGUAGUGUAUGAAAUGAAAUGAAAUGAGUUAAGAGUCUGAUGGCCUGUGAGACAGACGUGUUCGUGAACCCGAGACCAGACACUCUGUAGUGUUCUUCCAGAUAGGAUUGUGAACAGUAACUUCCUACUGGAAAUCCAUUGAAAAUCCACAAGAGAAAAGGACUCUUCGAUGAAUGUGUGGAUGCAGACGUGGCAAAAAGUGGAAGAAAGCACCCCAAGAUCCACUGGACACAGCUGGCAGCUAACGGAGCAUCAUCGGUGUCAGCUCAUCGCCAUAACGGGAGACAAACAGACGAACACGACCGGAACAAUUCCACAAUGUCUGAGAUCAAGAGCCGACAGGUGAAAGUGACCUUGAUGGACGUUUUCCAGACGGAAGAGGGGCAGAGAUACCUGAGUAGCUGUGGGAGCGAUACCGAUGCAGAGAGACAGUCCUCGCGUAAACGAGGACCCAGGCAGAGGCGGAGUGAGAGAGGACCCUCGACGGUCAGGAGGAGAGCUAGAGCACUUCGCAAGGACCAAACCGAAACGACCGACACCGAGGGGAGCGAGAGGGACCUUUCCGAAAGAGUCCGGUGUACCGAACGAUUCGGCGGUUCACCGAAACAAUCCGACGAGGAAGAAUCCCGUUCCCCGGGCGAAGGACGUCAUAACCUGUCGCCUAAACACACCGACGCUGCAGAUAACGAGCUGUGUCCGGUCGAGGAAAGUGACUCUUCGAGGCCUACGAGCGUCAGUCCUGUUCAGUCUGAAGAAGCUGAUUCAGAACAGAUCUCCGAAAGCUUAAUCGCAGCCACACGCACUCCGUCACAAGCUAAGCAACCGAGUGGCUUCGACAGAACAGAAUACCGGGAUUCGGAGAGCGACGCAGUUCCCACUCAGCAAAAAACCAGCGCGAACGAAGCACGAGAAUGUGCAGGAAUUACGGGAGAAGAAGAGGGAGAGAUUGAACAGGAGAGAGAAGAGGAGGAGGCUCUACAACAGAACGGAGAAGUGCUAGACGAAGGGGGCGGAGCCAGAGGCAGCGUCUUACGUCUGUCCACAGGGGCAGCUGAGGGCCAGUUGGCUGAUGAAGAAGUCACACCCAGUUCCAGUCAAAUGCCAGGCUCUGCACAUAAACACGUCGGUGAUUUGCAGCCCGUGGAAGUCAGACAGGCCGCUAAACCACAAACAAUUGAACCCAUUGUUCUUUCCAGCGAGGAGGAGGAAGUGCAGGAGGAGGAAGAGGAGGAGGAGGAGGACGGUGGGACAUUGCACGUUCAAGCACUAGAGGGAGCCGUAGAUCCACGCAGGCCUCAGAAGCCGGUACAGGCCACGGAGAGGGAAAAGAUUCCAGACGUUUCCAGCUUCGGGGACUCUGUUUUAAGCGGUUGUUCGGUGAUGGAGCUUCAGUUCUCCGCCCUCUACAUGGGAAGCCUCAGCGCCUUGACUAACGGGCUUGUAAAGAUCACGGACGAUACGAUCACCAUCUCGUGCAAAGAGCCGUCAGGUGCCGGGGUAAAAACUUCCUUGGCGACAGAACAUGUGCGCAAGUACAGCGUGUGGGACGGGCUUUUAGUGCAGGACAGCCGUAUAGCUAAAGAACAUGAAGUGCCGCCUCCAUCUGUGCUUUUGAUAUGGCUGGAUGAAGCUCAAGCACGACGCCUCUCCAGCGACUUGUCUGUCUUACUGCCAGGGACACGCCCAGCUGAGGGCAGCACAUGCGUUGUACUGUGUGUGUCUGAACCCUUGAAUGGAGUACAGGGUGCACUGCUCGCAUCUAUCAUGGACAUUGUAGGACUCCGACACGGAAACACCGAGCUUCUGACGCCACACACACACCCCGACAGUCUGAAGAUUCUGCAGAACAGCCCAGACUCACACAUGCUCCAACUGCUGCUUCCCGCCGCCUCGUGCGAGUCCGAGUCCAAGACCGCCCCGGCGCCGGCGCCAGCGCCAGCGAGCGCUACUGCAGCCUCGGCUAAGGACGCAGAUGCCCAGCCAGACUCCAGUGUCUACACGUUAUGUCAAAGCCGAGGUCAGAGUGCUUACAGAGUGUCCUUGGCACAUAAACCAGGAGCAGACUGGACUCAGUACCGUCACUGUGGUCCUGCACGCAGGUUGAUCCAGUUUCCUCCACCACCGUCUAAAGGAGCCAUAACCGUGACCACCGAGGACCUGGAGUGUUUAGAUAGCGGGGAGUUUCUCAAUGACGUCAUCAUCGACUUCUACCUCAAGUAUCUGUUGGUAAAGAAGGCUCCUCAUGCUUCAGUGAGAAGAUCUCACGUUUUUAGCAGCUUCUUUUACAAACAGCUCACACGGCGUGACAACGCUAAUGAAGACAGCAUCAGCACACCAGCCCAGCUCAGGAGGCACCAGCGGGUCAGGACAUGGACACGUCACGUGGACAUAUUUGAAAAGGAUUUCCUGUUUGUGCCCGUCAAUCAAGAAGCUCACUGGUACCUAGUAGUGGUGUGUUUCCCUGGGCUGGAUGAGCCUCAUUAUGUGGAGAGAGGAGACCAUGCCUCGGCGCACGUCGAGACCGAAAACGCCGACGAUACCACAGCUCAGAGCGAGUCUCAGCAUGGAGACGGGGACACAAAUUCAGGUGAAAAUUCUUCCAGGUCUGUUUCUGCUCUGGCUCCACCAACCUGCACAGAAAAUACCUGUAAACGACGGACGGUCUGUAAGAGACCCUGCAUUCUCAUCAUGGACUCUCUGAAGGUGUCUAUUCACGAGCGUGUCUUCAAGCUCCUGCGCGAGUAUCUGCAGGCAGAGUGGGAGGUAAAAAGAGGUGGACAUCGAGACUUUAGUGCCGAGCGGAUGGUGGGCUCACACUGCAGAGUCCCCCUGCAGGACAACAGUAGUGACUGCGGUCUUUAUUUACUGCAGUAUGCAGAAAGCUUUUUACAGGAUCCUGUAGUGCACUUUGACCUUCCACUGAAGCUAGAGUGUUGGUUUCCACGACAGAAAGUACGUGAGAAGCGAGAGGAGAUUCGAGAUCUUGUGUUACACCUGUACCGAUUUCAGCAAGGCUCUCUGGGAAACGACAGCUCAGACGACGGGAAAGAAAUAGGAAAUAUAGUUUAGUAGCAUAAAGCAGUAAGGAGAAUAGACUUAUUUUUUUCCUUAUUUUUAUUUAUCAUGUUUUAUUUCCAUUGUUCUUAGGUCUUUUAUGUCUUUUUAUGCUUUUGUACAUCUUAAUGCAAAAACUGUAAUAAAUUUUUCAUCAUGAUGUGA
This is a messenger RNA of Ictalurus furcatus (blue catfish), 3886 nucleotides long. It is a transcript of the gene senp7, whose product is annotated as SUMO specific peptidase 7. The coding region runs from base 986 to 3736 and encodes 916 amino acids. Lineage: Eukaryota; Metazoa; Chordata; Actinopteri; Siluriformes; Ictaluridae. The transcript is spliced from 20 exons. Gene Ontology annotation, biological process: protein desumoylation. The record is from RefSeq and is a predicted model, not a curated record. Gene Ontology annotation, molecular function: SUMO-specific endopeptidase activity. Gene Ontology annotation, cellular component: cytoplasm; nucleus.